AUUUAAACCAAUAAGGUUAGGACAAGAGAAUAGCUGUGGUUUGCGUUGCAAAAACAACAACAACAAAAAAAGCCCCGAGGCUCCACGGGCAGACCUACAAGGCUGCGCAAACAAAUCGAGGGAUGAGAUUCUGCUGUUUCUUUGUCUAGGGUGCUCAGAUGCUAUCAGCUGCUGCUGUUCGGUGGGGCCAGAGCGCCUGGCUCCAAACGGUCUCUAACCAGAACGGUGGGAGCUGAUGGCUCCGAGUUUGGGGCGAGGUAGAAACUCUCCAGUGCCACUUCCGACUUUAAGCCUUCCUGUUGCCGGCCACUGUGGCGGUUUUGUUUCUGGGGAACGCGUUUUCGCUCAGUCGCUCGGCAGCCCGAGCCUGCAGCAGCGGCCAGGCGGCUGUCCCCGCGGCCGGGCUCACCCCUGCAGACGCGCUCCGCUUCCAGCAGCGCCGGGCUCCGCCGAGAGCUCCUAAAAGCCCUCCCGCGCGUCCUUAUCCAGGAGCAAAACUAUGUCAGGAAUGGAGGUUUGCUAAACCAGAAAAUUCGAAGGAGCGCAUUAAACUGGUGGACGCAGCAGAUGUAAGCGCUGUGCAAACAUCUCAAACCAGUUCAGAUGUUGCUGUUUCCUCAAGUUGCAGGUCUAUGGAAAUGCAGGAUCUCACCAGCCCACACAGCCGUCUGAGUGGUAGUAGUGAAUCCCCCAGUGGCCCCAAACUCGAUAACUCUCAUAUAAAUAGUAAUUCCAUGACUCCCAAUGGCACCGAAGUUAAAACAGAGCCAAUGAGCAGCAGUGAAGUAGUUUCAACAACAGCAGACGGGUCUUUAGACAAUUUCUCAGGUUCAGCAAUUGGGAGCAGUAGCUUCAGCCCAAGACCAACUCACCAGUUCUCCCCACCACAGAUCUAUCCUUCCAACAGAGCAUACCCACAUAUUCUCCCUACCCCUUCCUCACAAACUAUGGCUGCAUAUGGGCAAACACAGUUUACCACAGGAAUGCAACAAGCGACAGCGUAUGCCACAUACCCACAGCCGGGACAGCCGUAUGGAAUUUCCUCAUAUGGUGCAUUGUGGGCAGGCAUCAAGACUGAAGGUGGAUUGUCCCAGUCUCAGUCACCCGGACAGACAGGAUUUCUCAGCUAUGGCACAAGCUUCGGUACGCCUCAACCUGGACAAGCGCCAUACAGCUACCAGAUGCAAGGUAGCAGUUUUACAACAUCGUCAGGAUUAUAUACAGGAAAUAAUUCACUCACAAAUUCCUCUGGAUUUAACAGUUCACAGCAGGACUAUCCAUCUUACCCCAGCUUCGGCCAGGGUCAGUAUGCACAAUAUUACAACAGCUCACCGUAUCCAGCACAUUACAUGACGAGUAGUAACACCAGUCCAGCCACGCCUUCCACGAAUGCCACCUACCAGCUCCAGGAACCACCAUCUGGCAUCACCAGCCAAGCCGUUACAGAUCCCGCGGCAGAGUACAGUACAAUCCACAGCCCGUCAACACCCAUUAAAGAUUCGGACUCUGAUCGAUUACGUCGAGGUUCAGAUGGGAAGUCACGUGGUCGGGGCCGAAGAAACAAUAAUCCUUCUCCUCCCCCGGAUUCUGAUCUUGAGAGAGUGUUCAUCUGGGAUUUGGAUGAGACAAUCAUUGUUUUCCAUUCCUUGCUUACUGGGUCCUACGCCAACAGAUAUGGGAGGGAUCCACCUACUUCAGUUUCCCUUGGAUUGCGCAUGGAAGAAAUGAUUUUCAACUUGGCAGACACACAUCUAUUUUUUAACGACUUAGAAGAAUGUGACCAAGUGCAUAUAGACGAUGUCUCUUCAGAUGAUAAUGGCCAGGACCUGAGCACAUAUAACUUUGGAACAGAUGGCUUUCCUGCUGCGGCCACCAGCGCUAAUUUAUGCUUGGCAACCGGCGUGCGGGGCGGUGUAGACUGGAUGAGAAAGUUGGCUUUCCGCUACAGACGAGUAAAAGAGAUCUACAACACUUACAAGAAUAAUGUCGGAGGUCUGCUGGGUCCGGCCAAGAGGGAAGCCUGGCUGCAGCUGAGGGCUGAGAUUGAAGCCCUGACAGAUUCCUGGCUGACCCUGGCCUUGAAAGCACUCACGCUCAUUCAUUCCCGGACGAAUUGUGUGAAUAUUUUAGUAACAACUACUCAGCUUAUCCCGGCAUUGGCGAAAGUCCUGCUCUAUGGAUUAGGAAUUGUAUUUCCAAUAGAAAAUAUUUACAGUGCAACAAAAAUAGGAAAAGAAAGCUGUUUUGAGAGGAUAAUUCAAAGGUUUGGAAGAAAAGUGGUGUACGUCGUUAUAGGCGAUGGUGUGGAAGAAGAACAAGGAGCAAAAAAGCACGCCAUGCCCUUCUGGAGGGUCUCCAGUCACUCGGACCUCAUGGCCCUGCACCAUGCCUUGGAACUGGAGUACCUGUGACCGCCUCAUAGCACUUUGAAACCGCACAGCUGCCCUGUGACCAGAGACACGUCCUGCAGGCCUGAGUCUCGCAUCAGCGCCCGACUCGUGACUUACCGAUCUCGACAUACUGAUGCUCAGCUGACGUCAGUCUCCACCUCUGCCCUUGUGGUACAUGAAGGACCACGUCUAUUUCUUCAGAACAGCUGUUGCCUCUAGUACUGUGAAUUCAAUGAAAACAAGCCAUGAGAAUGUUCUAGCACAGUGUAAUGUGUCUCUGCCACAUUAACUACAUGGUUCAAACCUGUGAAGAAAGGACCUGCGAACGCUUAAGGUUUUUUAGCAUCUUCAAUGUGAUGACAUAACCAUCUUCUGCAGUACAGCAAACUUGAUUGCACAAUAAAGCCUGAAGUGUGUUUCCUGAAUACCAGUAGGGGGAUUUGCUUGUAAAGAAGGUUUACUUUUCGGUGUCUCCUACCCAGGGUAAUCGGUACUUAUUUAUGAACAGACUUGUUAAAGAAACAGCUUUAUGGAGGUAUAAUCCCAGUGCACCAUCCCAUUCACUCAGACAGACUUUCUGGCAUCAAAUAAUUGAAGAGACAAGAACGUACGAAAUAAGCGAGGAAAGGCCUUCGCCUCAUGACACAGCAAGUACUUUGACUUUUAGCACAUUGCAAAGUAGUUUAACGUAUGUCUAAUUUAAACGUGUAAUAUGUACAUCACUGAGACAAUCAUGUACAGAAAGAAUUUGGGGUGUAAAUUUGUAAUAAUGGAUGAUUCUUUUACAUAUUGUGUAGAAAAUAUUGAAAGGUAGCCAUGCCUGGAUAGUGAAGUAUGAGGCAGUCUGUGCACGAACUCACGUGCAGUGCCUUAUCCAAGUAUACUGGGUAUAAAUAUGUAGAUAAUGGGUUGUUUUUUAGAUAAUGUUGUCAAGACCAAAAGCAUGGAUGUCAAGUGUCAAUAGGAUUUCUCCCCCCAUCAGUUCUUUUUUUUACGCUGUUAGGAGGGUUUUAGGGAAAGAACACACAGUAUCUUAAGUCAUUUGGAAAAAACGUCCUCUUGCAACCUCACUUUUUCAUCUUCAACACUAAUGUAUUAUAUGUAACUACUUGGGGAAAAAAAUGAUUAUUCAAAUGCUUCUUUUCCCACAAAGAAUGCAGAUAGAUGUAUUUUAUUAAUAAAAUGGUUCAUGAAUUGGAAACUAGCAAAGCGAAGUUUUCAUGUGCUCAGAUUCUAGUGUCUGCAUUUCCUUGUUUAGAAAAAGGAGGACAUUACCACAUAGCCGAAAAUGAGCAAACCUUUGCAUUCCUCCCUACAUUCGUUUCCUGUUUUCUGCCACUCUCCCCCACCCUCCCAAGGAAGUUCAUUGCUGGCAGUGGACAUAGCCCGGUCACCAUCACCAAGGAAACAAUGUUACUCUUCAUUUAUGUUACAUAUUACACGACAAGCAUAAAUAUGGGAAAUAAAAAUUGUCACCUUUGUUGUACCAUACAAAUUUUCUCCAGAAGUGGUCUGUUUGGGUACUAGUUUCUUUCUCUCAUCUAUAAAGCCUUCCAUUGUCAUGAAAUUACUUUUUGGAUGAAUUUUCUUUAAUAUUAUAUGGGGGGGGGGGGUGGGAAACCAGCUUUGACCCAAAGUAGCUAAAGAGCUACUCUAUCCUUUUCUGAAUUUUCAUGUUGCUGCUAGAAUUAGUCAGUUGUGAAUUCUCCAAAUUGUUUAACAAUGGCUUUUUUUUUUUUUUGCUUGAAGCAAACAGAAGUUGACAGUUUUUCAGCCUUUUCAUUUUACGUUUUUGUACUCUGCAAAUUGAAAAGACAAAGUUUAUCUUGGCCUUACUGUAUAAAGGUGUGUUGUGCCCACAACUGUGUACAGAAUUUUUCUUCAUUCAUUUUGUGUUUAAAUUAAUAAAAUUGAUUUGUGAAGUACUGUAA
Messenger RNA from Rhinolophus ferrumequinum (greater horseshoe bat), 4321 nucleotides. It is a transcript of the gene EYA1, whose product is annotated as EYA transcriptional coactivator and phosphatase 1. Gene Ontology annotation, molecular function: protein tyrosine phosphatase activity. The transcript is spliced from 18 exons. The coding region runs from base 633 to 2411 and encodes 592 amino acids. Gene Ontology annotation, cellular component: nucleus. Lineage: Eukaryota; Metazoa; Chordata; Mammalia; Chiroptera; Rhinolophidae. Gene Ontology annotation, biological process: negative regulation of extrinsic apoptotic signaling pathway in absence of ligand; positive regulation of DNA repair; cell differentiation. The record is from RefSeq and is a predicted model, not a curated record.